This is a messenger RNA of Dentiscutata erythropus, 351 nucleotides long. Lineage: Eukaryota; Fungi; Glomeromycota; Glomeromycetes; Diversisporales; Gigasporaceae. The record is from the annotation of a GenBank genome assembly.
AUGUCUAUUGAGUUACAAACAAAACUUCGUAAUUUCUUAAUUAAUGCAGAAGAACAGCAUAUAACCUCAGGAUCAGUCAUCUAUAAAGCUAUAGAAGAUAAUCCAUGGAUAGAAAAAGAUGAAUUGAAAGAUAUUAUAAAAAAGGCGAUAUCAUUUGCUAAAAAGAGAAGUAUUCAGGGUUCCUUGCGAUACGAGAUACUUUGUGAUAUUCUUCCAGAGAAAGUAGUUCCAAACAUGGUGCCUGAAUCUCUUCCGCCAAUCGUAGAAAAUAGAUGCGGUGAAUUUGUAAGGAAUUUCGUUACUUGUGGUCAUACUCAGUUACCUCAGGCACUUAUACAUGAUGGAAAAUAG